Messenger RNA from Aspergillus sclerotioniger CBS 115572, 2092 nucleotides. RefSeq names its product putative MFS multidrug transporter. The record is from RefSeq and is a predicted model, not a curated record. Bases 110 to 1765 code for a protein of 551 amino acids. The transcript has 6 exons. Gene Ontology annotation, cellular component: fungal-type vacuole membrane. Gene Ontology annotation, biological process: basic amino acid transport; transmembrane transport. Lineage: Eukaryota; Fungi; Ascomycota; Eurotiomycetes; Eurotiales; Aspergillaceae. Gene Ontology annotation, molecular function: basic amino acid transmembrane transporter activity.
CAACCGCUGACGGUCUUCCCUUACUUAACUCUCCCCACAGCUUCUCCGGCUUCUCGGUCCCCCUGGCCCCCUGGUAAUGGAGACUGCCAUUCCUUAAAGUACAGCCACCAUGUCUCCAGAAAGGAAUCCCACCGAGACCUCCCCGUUGCUGGGUCCUCAAAGCAACGGCUCUACCACGGGGGCUAUCCCCAACAUCGGCCGCCAGGAUGUUGAGUCAGGCGAGCAGACUCCCCUGGCGCAGGACCAGACCAAAGAUGUCCCUGAGGCAGGGAAGGGCCUGCGGUAUAUCAUUCCGGCCAUUUCACUCGGAGUCUUCCUCUCCGCAGCCGACCAGACAAUCAUCAUGGCCAGUUAUGGCCAGAUUGGCAGUGAUUUGGAGGCGCUCAAUCUGACCAGCUGGAUCGCCACCUCUUACUUUCUGACCUUGACCUCGUUCCAGCCGCUGUACGGAAAAUUGAGCGAUAUCUUCGGUCGCAAAGCAUGCCUCCUGUUCGCAUAUGCCAUCUUUGGCGUUGGUUGCUUGUUCUGCGGAGUUGUGCAGAACAUUGACCAACUUAUCGCUGCUCGCGUUUUCCAAGGCAUUGGAGGCGGUGGCAUGACUACCGUUGUGAGUAUUCUGAUGAGCGAUAUCGUCCCUCUCCGAGAUCGGGGCGUUUGGCAGGGCAUUAUCAAUAUCAUCUACGCGACUGGCGCGGGCAUAGGAGCCCCUCUAGGUGGUAUCUUAGCCGACUUCAUCGGCUGGCGAUGGGCCUUCAUCGCUCAAGUUCCCCUUUGCAUUCUCGCCUUCAUUGCCGUGUUCUUCCUGCUUGAUGUCCCGGCCCAAGAAGACAGCCACUGGAAGGACAAGCUGCGCCGUAUCGAUUUCCCCGGCGCCAUCGUCCUCGUCGGUGCAGUUUUCGGAUUCCUCCUCGGUCUGGACCGUGGAAGCAACGUCUCCUGGACGAUACCGAUUACCAUUGUUUCCCUCAGCGUCUCCACGGCCCUCUUCGCCCUCUUCAUUGUUGUAGAAGUCUUCUACGCCGCCGAACCCUUCGCUCCGGGCCACAUCAUCUUUAACCGGGCCUUCUUUUCCGCCUACGCGUGCAACUUCUUCAGCUUUGGCGGCUGGCUCGCCGCCCUGUUCUACAUUCCUCUCUACUUCCAGGCCGUCGACGGUGUCUCUGCCACCGUUGCUGGUCUACGUCUCCUCCCCAGCAUCAUCACUGGCGUCAGCGGAUCCCUCUUUGCCGGAUACGUCAUGAAAUGGACUGGCAAGUUCUACUGGCUCACCGUCCUCGCCUACGCCGGCCUCACAGUAGGACUUACCACGAUCUUCCUCGCCUCCGGCGGCGUCACCGAGAACACCACCCUCCUCGUGCUAGGCAUGAUGGCCUGCGCCUUUGGAAACGGCAUCGGAGUUACCUCAACUUUGAUCAGUCUCAUCUCCAACGCCACCCCCGAAGACCAAGCCGUCGUAACCGCCUGCUCCUACCUUUUCCGCUCAUUAGGCUCCGUCAUCGGCCUCUCCCUCUCCUCAACAGUAGUCCAACAACUCCUCCGCGACCGUCUCGCCUACGCCCUCCGCGAUAGUAAAGACAUCGACCAGAUCGUGGACGGCGUCCGACAGAGUCUAGACUUCAUCAAGACUCUCGAUCCGGCGGUCGGGAAGAUCGUGCGUAGCUGUUACGGCUGGGCCACGAAUAAGGGCUUCUCUUUUAUGAUUGGGAUUGUGUUUUGUGCUUUUUUGAGCAGUUUCUUUAUUAAGGAGAAGAAGUUGUCGAGGUAGAUUGCCUUGGAGUGGGUAUUAUGGGUUAUAAGGCAAAGCAAAUUAUUGGCUGAAAGCGGGUCCGUAGAUGGGGGUUGGUGGGGUGGGCCUGUCUUGCUGGAUGGAUCAAAAUGGAUAGAAGGGGGAAUUGAUCGCAUACAGGACAUACACAUAUUGUAUAUUUCUGUGGAAGUCUGAUAAAAAAAGAAAGGGAUUGGUAAGUCUAGUGAGACUUGGUUUUGAGUCUGACUUGGUCUAGAUUGAUAUCUUGUUAAAAAAAAGGCUUCGGGUUUGUACAUAUGCACGUUCUAAGGCUUGGAUCUAAAAUGUAUACUAUCUUUUGAGAUA